Messenger RNA from Erinaceus europaeus (western European hedgehog), 952 nucleotides. RefSeq names its product jumonji domain containing 8 (gene JMJD8). Bases 4 to 894 code for a protein of 296 amino acids. The transcript is spliced from 9 exons. NCBI's taxonomy places the organism in Eukaryota, Metazoa, Chordata, Mammalia, Eulipotyphla, Erinaceidae. The record is from RefSeq and is a predicted model, not a curated record. Gene Ontology annotation, cellular component: cytoplasm.
GGAAUGCCCCUUCCGGCACAGUGGGCGCCGUUGCCACGACGACGAGGAGGCGGGGUGGGGGCUCUCGUGGCGUGCGGUGCAAGUCCGGGCUUCAUGGCGCAGUGGGCGCUGCUUCUGCUGCUGGAGUUGGGCGCGCUGGCCGGGCCAGCCAGGGGCGGGGCGCAGGGCCACGGGGGCUGGCAGUGGCGCGGGCCGGGGAAGCCGGCUGCCGCGGAGGAAGAGCACAGUACGGUGGAGCGCCGGGCGGACCUCACCUACGCCGAGUUCGUGCAACACUACGCCUUCUCCAGGCCAGUUGUCCUGCGCGGACUCACGGACAACUCGAGGUUCCGGGCCCUGUGCGCCCGGGACAGGCUGCUGGCCUCAUUUGGGGACCACGUGAUCCGGCUGAGCACCGCCAACACCUACUCCUACCAGAAAGUGGACCUGCCCUUCCAAGAGUAUGUGGAGCAGCUGCUGCACCCCCAGGACCCCACCUCCCUGGGCAACGACACCCUGUACUUCUUUGGAGACAACAACUUCACUGAGUGGGCAUCCCUCUUUCGCCACUACUCCCCACCACCCUUUGGUCUGCUGGGCACCACCCCUGCAUACAGCUUUGGGAUUGCAGGAGCUGGCUCCGGGGUGCCGUUUCACUGGCACGGGCCUGGCUUCUCAGAGGUGAUCUACGGCCGCAAGCGCUGGUUCCUGUAUCCUCCCGAGAAAAUGCCCAAGUUCCACCCCAAUAAAACAACACUGGCCUGGCUCCAGGACACAUACCCCUCCCUGGCCCCAUCUGAGCGGCCCCUGGAGUGCACCAUCCGGCCCGGAGAGGUGCUGUACUUCCCCGACCGCUGGUGGCAUGCCACACUCAACCUUGAGACCAGCGUAUUCAUCUCUACUUUCCUUGGCUGAGGAGCCCAACACAGCAGCAGCACAAGCAGCGCUCACAGGUUUUAUUUGGGACAGCGGU